AUGAGAAAUGAUAAUAAAAAAACCAAUGCGAAUAUAACAUAUUCACUUGAAGAAUGUAUUAAUUAUAUUGGGUUAGGAAAAUUUCAAUGGCGUCUAAUUGUUAUACUCGGUUUUUGUUCGAUGGCCGAUGCAGUAGAAAUGAUGCUUUUAGCUAUUCUCGGACCAGCAUUAACAUGCUAUUGGCCUAAUGUAACUGAAAUUCAAAUAGCUUCUUUAACUACUGGUGUUUUUGCUGGUAUGAUGUUUGGAGCAUUUUUAUUUGGUAUUCUAGCAGAUAAAUAUGGUCGAAAACGAGUCGUUCUUAUAAGUGCAAUAUUAAAUACAUGCUUUGGAAUAUUAACAGCUUUUACACCAAAUUAUUAUUGGUUACUUUUAGCAAGAACACUUGUUGGUUUUGCUUUAUCAGGUGCUGCUCAAGGUUCUACAUUAAUGCUUGAAUAUUUACCAUCAUCUUUACGUGCAACAAUUAUAAUUGUUAUUGAAUUGUUUUGGUCAUUGGGUAGUAUUUUUGAAUAUCUUAUGGCAAUGAUUAUUAUACCAACAUAUGGAUGGCGUCUAUUAACAUUCCUUUCAGCUUUACCUAUAUCAAUUCUUGCUAUUUGUAUGUAUUUUGUACCAGAAUCACCUCGAUAUUAUGUUGCAAGUGGUCGACAAGAAAAAGCUGAAGCUAUAUUGACAACAAUAUCUUUAACCAAUAAACAUUCAUUACCACCAGGCAAACUUUUAGAUAUUAAUGCCAAAGAAGAAUGUGGUUCAGUAAAACAAUUAUUUCAUGCAAAUUUAAAACGAACAUCAUUUUUACUUGCAUUUAUGUGGAUGACAGUAGCGAUGAGUUAUUAUGGUUUAAUAUUAAUAAAUACAUCAUUAAUGACCUUACUUAAUGAUCAAAAAACUUCAACAAUUGAAUCAAAUCCAAUUAAAACGACUCAAUGUAAAAUGUUAACAACUGAAGAUUAUAUAUCAUUAAUAAUUACAACAUUUGGUGAGAUGUUUGGUAUACCAUUGUUAUUAUUUUUACUAUCACGUUUUGAUCGUCGUACAACAUGUAUGAUUAAUUUUUCUUCAGCAUCAUUUUGUUUUAUAUUAUUUCUUAUACUACCUCGUCAUACACCAUCCAUUAUUAAUAUAAUAACAUUUCUGGCACGAAUGUUUAUUAAUUCACAAUUUAGUUUAUUAUAUCUUUAUACAAUGGAAGUUUAUCCUACUGUUAUACGUGCUAUUGCUGUUGGAUGUGCAUCAUCAAUGGCACGAAUUGGUGCAAUGAUAACUCCAUAUUUAGCCCAAGUUUUAAUAAAACAAACAUUUCAUGGUGCUAUAGGUGUUUAUGUGUUAGCUACAGCUAUAGCAGCUGUUUGUGGAUUUUUAUUACCAAUUGAAACAAAAGGAAGAGAACUUAAACAAGCAACAUUCGAUUUGCAUAGUUCAUCAACACCAUCUAGUGACAUCGGUAUACCUAUAUGGAUGAUAACUCUUGAUAAUAUAACAUCACCAGUAAAUACUGAUAUUGGUAUUGUGAAUAAAGGAUAUGAAUCAAAUAACGAAAAUACAAAUGAGGAGAAAUUACAUUAA
This is a messenger RNA of Rotaria sp. Silwood1, 1569 nucleotides long. The record is from the annotation of a GenBank genome assembly. Lineage: Eukaryota; Metazoa; Rotifera; Eurotatoria; Philodinida; Philodinidae.